This is a messenger RNA of Ostreobium quekettii, 431 nucleotides long. NCBI's taxonomy places the organism in Eukaryota, Viridiplantae, Chlorophyta, Ulvophyceae, Bryopsidales, Ostreobiaceae. The record is from the annotation of a GenBank genome assembly.
AUGCAGGCCGCAUACUGGAGGGCGAGCGGCGAGCCCGUGCGCCAGGUGACCGACCUGCUGGACAAGUGCGUGGAGAUGGGCCUGACCGUCGUUCGCAUGUGGGCCUUCUUCAACGAGCCAACCGACGACCGGGACCAGAGGGGAACGCCCAAGGCGCUCGAGUAUCAGCCAGGCGUGUACAACGAGGAUUUCUUGUGGGGCCUUGAUUACGUCAUCUCUGAAGCUGGCAAGCGCGACAUCAAGUUGCUGCCGGUUCUCACAAACUACCAGAAAGAAUACGGAGGAAUGCGCCAGUAUGCAAACUGGGCACUGAGGCGAACAAACCUGCGCUCAGAGGACUUCUACACGUCUCCGGAUGCCAUUCGAAUGUUCGAGAACCACGUGAGGAAAAUCGUCACGAGGAGGAACUCCAUCACCGGCGUUAACUACAG